UGAGGACUAAACACGGGAACAAUGUUGGUCUUGGAACAUGAUUCGCUGUGAGGGGCUCAAGGAGACGAGAACCUGAGGGGGAACUGCUUCAAUGGCGUGGACUGAGCCUCGGUCUCAUCAAGACCCACAGCCAAAACCAAAACUGAAAUUUUACCAUCUCAGAACUCACUCUGCUUCUUCAUCAGCUCUCUUUUUCCUCAUGAUUGCUGCCUUUGCUGGCAUCUGUACAGCUGCUCCACCGCAGCCAGCCUUCCCCCCUCUCCUGUCUGGACAGCCUUUUAUUAUCUUCUGGGGUAUCCCUGAUUCUUCCUGCUCUGGUCGGCCAGAUCCCGGCUCUUUCGGGAUGGAACGGGACAGCCGUGUAGCUGUCUUUUAUGAAGAUACAUUGGGGAACUACCCUUACUUUGUAGAUAUAGACACGCCAAUAAAUGGGGGACUACCACAGCACACACGGCUGGAAACUCACCUCCAGAAGAUGAAGCAGGACUUAGAGGAAGCUUUACCUGCCCCAAGGUACCUUGGUCUGGGGGUACUGCGUUGGGGUGAGUGGGUCCCUCAGUGGUCGAGGAGUCGAGAGAAGCAAGCGUUAUAUGUGGAGGCAUCAAAGAAACUGCUCAAGGGUUUUUUUCCUAACUGGACCCCUGCAGAAGUGGAGAAGUGGUCAAAGAGUGGGACACCUGGAGCCAGGCUUUUUUUAUCCAGUCAAAUAAAGGAAGCACUACGAAUAUCUUCUGCAAGCGGGGCAGAGUUUGACCUUCCAGUAUUUCCUCUUGUUAAGAGUGUUUAUGCCUCAACUAACACUUUUUUAUCACAGGCUGAUCUGGUCAGCAGCAUAGGAGAAAGUGCUGCCAUGGGAACAGCAGGAGUUGUCAUGUGGGAGAGAAGUGAGACUAAAACAGAGAGAGAGUGCCAGGAACUGGCUGAGUUUGUCCGUAAGGUCCUGGGACCCUACUCCAUCAACGUUACCACAGCAGCUCGACUCUGCUCAGCCUCGCUUUGUCAAGGAAGAGGUAGAUGUGUCCGUCAAAAUCCAGAAAGCUCUGCCUAUCUCCAUCUCCCACCUCCAUCCACAGUGGCUGAAAAGUCUCAGGUGGAGGCAGCAAAAGCCACGGAUCUGCCGGACACAGACACUAAGACAGCUGAACCGGAUCCAGCUGAAACCUGGAAGAAAGACUUCCAGUGCCAGUGGUAUAAGACAGAAGACCAGGAUGUCUUAGACCUGCAGUCUCCCAAAGAUGGAGUGUCUCUUGGAGGAACAGUGGAAGCAAAUUCUAGAGGUGUAACAGAGACUACAACAACUGCCGCAACAAAACGUGCCUCUGUGACAGAAUUUAGUGGGAGUAGCACAGCUGGUACUGGAAUUCCAGCACCUUCACUGGAAGCAUCGACAGAUAAGGGUACCAAUCCCCCGAGUGCCCCAAGCAUCACCGUUUUGCUGUUGCUGGUGGUUGGAAGCCUAAGCCUGGAACCUUAAAUUUUGAACUGAACAGCCUUCCUCUUGGAGGACUGCAUCA
Neolamprologus brichardi is the source of this 1514-nucleotide messenger RNA. The record is from RefSeq and is a predicted model, not a curated record. Lineage: Eukaryota; Metazoa; Chordata; Actinopteri; Cichliformes; Cichlidae.